Fragaria vesca subsp. vesca is the source of this 1470-nucleotide messenger RNA. Its product is annotated as nodulation protein H-like. The record is from RefSeq and is a predicted model, not a curated record. The transcript has 5 exons. Bases 176 to 1270 code for a protein of 364 amino acids. NCBI's taxonomy places the organism in Eukaryota, Viridiplantae, Streptophyta, Magnoliopsida, Rosales, Rosaceae.
UUGAGCUGAAACUAAGAUUUGAAGCUAACAGGAGAAGAGCGUGCUCUUCGUAAAUGAUGUCGUUCUUCACGAGGAAGAGCUUAAAGCCAGUAUAAAACGUAUACUACCUCAUCUCCCCUUUUCUGUACUUCUCUUUUUCUGCAACUCUUAAGAGGGACAAGAAGACGAAGAUUCGAUGCCGAUUUAUCUUUCUUCUCAUCGUCUCAAGAUGGAUGAAGAACUGUGUUUCUUCAACAAGGAUACACUCGUCAUUAAGACUCCCAAGAAAACUCCACUAAUAUUGACGAUGGUGGUAUUACUUCUUACAAUGGUUUGUGGAGUUCAUAUCUGCAUAUUCUUUUUGAAGCAUUUAAACACUAGUAAAACGAUGAUCAAGUUCUUAAACAUCGAGGUGAUUGACCACCACAAUGAAUCAUGCCCUGUUCCUCAUCUUGAGCAAUGGGAAAUCCCCUAUGUGCAUUAUCCACAACCUCAAACGUUUAAGAGGAAUGAAUGCUCCUGCAAUCCGGUACGCUACUUUGCAAUAUUGUCAAUGCAGAGAUCAGGGAGUGGAUGGUUUGAGACACUGUUGAAUAAUCACACUAAUGUAAGUUCUAACGGAGAAAUUUUUUCAAUCCCGGAUAGGAGGCGUAAUGUUUCUUCAAUUUUGAAGAACAUGGAUAAAGUAUACAAUCUCGAUUGGUUUAGUAGUGCUUCCAAGAAUGAGUGUUCUGCAGCUGUUGGAUUCAAAUGGAUGCUUAAUCAGGGUUUGAUGGAGAAUCAUGAAGAGAUAGUGAAAUACUUCAAGAAAAGAGGAGUGUCUGCAAUAUUUCUCCUCAGAAGGAACUUACUCCGCAGAAUGAUUUCUGUGCAUGCCAAUAUUUAUGAUAAAGAUACUAAGCAACUCAAUGGCACUCAUAAGUCCCAUGUACAUUCUCCAUUGGAAGCUCAAAUACUUGCAACAUACAAACCCAAGCUUAAUGCCACAUUACUAAUCCCAGAGCUGAAGCAAGACGAGGAGACGGCUGCGAAAGCUAUGCAAUAUUUCAAUACCACUCGCCACAUUGUUGUCUACUACGAGGACGUGAUCAACAACCGCACUAAACUCAAUGAAGUUCAAGACUUCCUUAGGUUGCCUCAUAGAGAGCUCAGGAGCCGUCAAGUUAAGAUACAUACAACACCAUUGUCGAACCAAGUCCAGAACUGGGGUGAUGUUCAGAAGACACUGAAAGGAACAUCAUACGAGAGCUUCCUCGCAGACUAUCAAAUUUCUUCUUCGGCACCACUUUGACAGUGAGAGUGAGGAUGUAUAUAACCUAACCAUUAUUAGUUCACCCAUCUUAUUUCUUGGUUAGUAGUAUAUAGAAUCAGAUUUUGGCAAAUUCAACUUCCUCUAUUGUUUUGAAUCAAUUGUAUCAACCUGCUUCUUAGCCACUUCACCUGCAUCCUGUGUAAAUUUGGUAGCAGAAAAGAAACUUUGUAAAUUCAUCA